Messenger RNA from Colossoma macropomum (tambaqui), 3232 nucleotides. RefSeq names its product eph receptor B2b (gene ephb2b). Gene Ontology annotation, biological process: central nervous system projection neuron axonogenesis; axon guidance; cell surface receptor protein tyrosine kinase signaling pathway. The record is from RefSeq and is a predicted model, not a curated record. Bases 117 to 3083 code for a protein of 988 amino acids. Gene Ontology annotation, molecular function: ATP binding; protein binding; transmembrane-ephrin receptor activity. The transcript is spliced from 16 exons. NCBI's taxonomy places the organism in Eukaryota, Metazoa, Chordata, Actinopteri, Characiformes, Serrasalmidae. Gene Ontology annotation, cellular component: plasma membrane; neuron projection.
CGUUCCACUGAACGGGGAAAGUGUGCCGGUCCGCCAGUGGCUCUCAAUGGCUUUCAGGGCUGGUUUUCUUUGAAUUUCUGGACUUUUCUACACAAUUUGCACCCCGAAAACCAGCUAUGGAAAUCCUAUGGAUUGUAUGGAUACUCCCUUCCGCUCUGGCUCUUGAAGAAACUUUAAUGGACUCCACCACAGCGACAGCUGAACUGGGCUGGACAGUGUUUCCUGUGUCGGGGUCCAGCGACAACAGCUGGGAAGAGGUGAGCGGCUAUGACGAGAACAUGAACACCAUCCGCACCUACCAGGUGUGUAACGUCUUCAGCGCCAACCAGAACAACUGGGUGCGCACCAAGUACAUCCCGCGGCGCGGGGCCCAGCGCAUCCAUGUGGAGAUGAAGUUUUCGGUGCGGGACUGCAGCAGCAUCCCACGAGUACCGGGCUCCUGCAAGGAGACCUUCAACCUAUACUACUAUGAAUCGGACGCGGACACGGCCACCAAAUCGUCCCCUCCGUGGAUGGAGAACCCCUGGAUCAAGGUGGACACCAUCGCGGCCGACGAGAGCUUUUCGCAGGUGGACUUGGGUGGACGGGUGAUGAAAAUCAACACCGAAGUUCGCAGUUUCGGCCCCGUGUCCCGGAACGGCUUCUAUCUGGCCUUCCAGGACUACGGAGGCUGCAUGUCUCUAAUCGCGGUUCGCGUCUUCUACCGGAAGUGUCCACGCGCCAUCCGGAAUGGAGCCAUAUUCCAGGAGACUCUUUCAGGCGCCGAGAGUACUUCCUUGGUCGCUGCGAGGGGGGCGUGUAUCCCCAACGCCGAGGAAGUGGACGUGCCCAUUAAACUCUACUGCAACGGAGACGGCGAGUGGAUGGUGCCCAUCGGCCGCUGCAUGUGCAAAGCCGGCCACGAAGCUGUGGAGAACGGCACCGUCUGCAGAGCGUGCCUGUCGGGUUACUUUAAGCCGGCUCAGGGCGACGAGGCCUGCCUGCAGUGUCCCAUCAACAGCCGCACCACGAACGACGGAGCAACCAACUGCGUCUGCCGCAACGGCUACUACCGCACCGACUCUGACCCCAUCCAGAUGCCCUGCACCACCGUUCCCUCAGCGCCGCAGAACGUGAUCUCCAGCGUGAACGAGACGUCCCUGAUGCUGGAGUGGAAUCCACCUCGUGAAAGCGGCGGCCGAGAGGACGUGGUCUACAACAUCAUCUGUAAGAGCUGCGGCGGGGGGCGGGGCGGCUGCACGCGCUGCGGAGACAACGUCCAGUUCGUCCCGCGCCAGCUCGGACUGACCGACACACGCGUCUUCAUCAGCGACCUGCUGGCCCACACGCAGUACACGUUCGAAGUGCAAGCCGUCAACGGAGUUUCAGACCAGAGUCCAUAUUCACCCCAAUACGCCUCGGUCAACAUCACCACCAACCAGGCCGCUCCCUCUGCAGUGUCUAUAAUGCACCAGGUCAGCCGUACAGUGGACAGCAUCACUCUGUCUUGGUCCCAGCCAGACCAGCCCAACGGGGUCAUUCUGGACUAUGAGCUGCAGUAUUAUGAGAAGGACCAGACGGAGUACAACUCCUCCAUAGUGAGGAGUCAGACCAACACAGCCGUUGUCCGCGGCCUAAAACCCGGCGCCAUCUACGUCUUCCAGGUUCGGGCGCGGACCGUUGCGGGAUUUGGACGCUAUAGCGGCAAAAUGUACUUCCAGACCAUGACAGAGGAAGAGUACAACACCAGCAUCCAGGAGAAGCUGCCACUAAUCAUCGGCUCAGCAGCUGCUGGACUGGUCUUCCUCAUUGCUCUGGUGGUCAUCAUCAUCGUGUGUAACCGCCGUGGCUUCGAGAGAGCCGAUUCGGAAUACACGGACAAGCUGCAGCACUACACCAGCGGCCACAUGACGCCAGGAAUGAAGAUCUACAUUGAUCCGUUCACCUAUGAAGACCCCAAUGAGGCAGUGAGAGAAUUCGCCAAGGAGAUCGACAUCUCAUGUGUGAAGAUUGAGCAGGUCAUCGGAGCAGGAGAGUUUGGGGAGGUGUGCAGUGGGAACCUGAAGCUUCCCGGGAAGCGCGAGAUGUUCGUGGCCAUUAAGACGCUGAAAUCUGGAUACACAGAAAAGCAGAGGCGGGAUUUCCUGAGUGAAGCGAGCAUCAUGGGACAGUUUGACCACCCCAACGUCAUCCAUCUGGAAGGAGUGGUGACCAAAAGCAGCCCCGUCAUGAUCAUCACUGAGUUUAUGGAGAAUGGCUCACUGGACUCCUUUCUGAGGCAAAACGAUGGACAGUUCACAGUGAUCCAGCUGGUGGGCAUGCUGCGUGGAAUCGCCUCGGGAAUGAAGUACCUUGCUGACAUGAACUACGUUCAUCGUGACCUCGCGGCCCGGAACAUUCUGGUCAACAGUAACCUGGUGUGUAAGGUGUCUGACUUUGGGCUUUCGCGCUUCCUGGAGGAUGACACGUCUGACCCCACCUACACCAGUGCUCUGGGAGGGAAGAUCCCCAUUCGAUGGACCGCUCCAGAGGCCAUUCAGUACAGGAAAUUCACCUCCGCAAGCGACGUGUGGAGCUACGGCAUCGUCAUGUGGGAGGUGAUGUCCUAUGGAGAGAGGCCGUAUUGGGACAUGACCAAUCAAGAUGUGAUAAAUGCCAUUGAGCAGGACUACAGGCUGCCCCCACCCAUGGACUGCCCCAGCGCCCUGCACCAGCUCAUGCUGGACUGUUGGCAGAAGGACCGCAACAACCGGCCCAAAUUCAGCCAGAUCGUCAACAACCUGGACAAGAUGAUCCGCAAUCCCAACAGCCUGAAGGCCAUGACCCCUCUCUCUUCAGGUGUGCACUUGCCCUUGCUGGACCGCAGCGUGCCCGACUUCUCAAGCUUCAGCAAUGUGGACGAGUGGCUGGACGCUAUUAAGAUGGGCCAGUACAAGGACAACUUCGCCAACGCUGACUUCACCAGCUUUGACCUGGUCUCACAGAUGACCAUGGAAGACAUCCUCAGGGUGGGUGUGACACUAGCAGGCCAUCAGAAGAAGAUCCUGAACAGUGUGCAGAUGAUGAGGGCGCAGAUGAACCAGAUCCAGUCGGUGGAGGUUUGACCCCUACAGCCCAUGCUGGACAGUGAGGGAGGCAGGAGUGGGUGGUCAGAUGGAAAUGGACGCUCUUAGGCCCUGAGCUUGAUUUUUUUCUUCUGGACCACCUCGUUCUUAAGGGGAUUUUCUCCAGUCCCUUCAUUCAGACUCUCUCA